UCAAACUACGCCUUCACCAGCCGGCCGGGCUACAGCGCAGGCGCUCAGAGUACUCGAACCCCGGGAGCCACCACCUACCAGAGCCCGGAAGGCCCGGAAGCAACGGCGCCGCCGGAGAUGGAGACGGAGGCGGCUGCGGCGAGGCAGGCGAAGGAGUCCCUGGAGCUGGCGUUCCAGAUGUCACAGAUCCUCGACACCGGCCUCGACCGCCACACCCUGUCGCUGCUCAUGGCGCUAUGCGACCGCGGCGCCAACCCCGAGGCCCUCGCCGCCCUUGUCCGCGAGCUCUCCUCCGCCGCUCCCCCAACCGCCGCCGCGGCGUCCCCCGCUCCCGUGAGCAACGGCGCCGCAGCCCCGGCCCCGGCAUCCGCUUCUCUGUUCCCCUCCGGCCUUCGCCGUCCCUAGGGUUUGUGAUAUCCCCUUCUUCUCCGGUACUGUUGAAGACUGAACGGACUGAUGUCAUCAUUGUGUAGUAAAAGAAAAUUUAGUGCUGGAAUCGCUGGAUGAAAAGGAGUGCCUUCUGCACUGCUGUGGCUGUUGUUGGGACAAGAAAUCUGUGGUUCACAGAGGUACCAAAAUGGACGUAUCCUUCGCAGGACUUCUGCUGGUUAACAGUUGUGAUCACGAGGAGUCGUUUUCUUUUUCAUUUAUCAUUUGAUUACGUCCAUCAGUUGUAUGUAUCAGUUUCGCAGUCGGUCUUCCGUCAAUUAUCCUCACUUUGACCAUACCGCUCCCUGCAUUGUCAUGUGCUAAUCCUGCGAGGGAACGUGUCACGGCUACCGAUCGAACAUUCACUUUCAGAUCCCAGUCAAAAGCUGCGAGGAUGACGUCCCGUCGCUGCGCCCUUGUCCCGGUUAGAAGUGCACCGUGAUGCCAUCUUACUGGUGCUCCACUUGUACUCAUAUUCUCGAUCUCAUCAACUCUUGGUCGUUGUUACAGUUGUGAAUGUUUGAUACCACCCGUGCAAGUUGCGAUGCAUAAUUUGGAAGGUUUGAUCA
This is a messenger RNA of Panicum hallii, 998 nucleotides long. RefSeq names its product mitotic-spindle organizing protein 1B-like. The transcript is spliced from 2 exons. Gene Ontology annotation, cellular component: gamma-tubulin ring complex; centrosome; spindle. NCBI's taxonomy places the organism in Eukaryota, Viridiplantae, Streptophyta, Magnoliopsida, Poales, Poaceae. The record is from RefSeq and is a predicted model, not a curated record. The coding region runs from base 118 to 405 and encodes 95 amino acids. Gene Ontology annotation, biological process: gamma-tubulin complex localization; microtubule nucleation by interphase microtubule organizing center; mitotic spindle assembly.